GCUGCCACAGCGCUGGGUUUGGAUUCGGGAUGGGCGACCUGGGGCCGUGACGUCACAAAAGGGGACACGUGACACCACCCUCUGGCUCUCAGCAUGGCCACGAUGGGACACGGAUGAAGCCAUGAGUUUCCUGCUCCCCACGCUUGUCCUGCUGGUGGCCAGCACGGCCGUCCUGCUGGCCACCCGCAUUUGGAAGGCGCGGAAGCGCCUCGGGAGCCGGGCCAGGGGGUCGCGGUGCUGCCGAGCGGCCCCGGGGGCUCCCGGUUCCCCCCCGGCUGAGGAGACCCCUCGCCACAGCCCGGCCGCCCCAGAGAGCCCCCUGUACAUCCCCUGCGGCUGCGGCCCCUGCUGCACCCCCUGUGUGACAGCGGCCCGGGAGCUGCAGGACCUGGUGACGCCGCUGUGGCCCGAGGUGUCCUUCCCGCGGGACUCGGAGAUGUGGCAGCUGUUGUGGGAGGACCUGGAGCAGCUGCUGGAGCCAGGCCAGCUGCCCUGCUGCGCCUCCUCCAGCUCCCCCAGCUCCUCCGGGAGCCUCCGUCCUUCCCGGAGCCUCAGCGAGAGCUGCCGGGCUCCGGCUGGAGAAGGCCUCGUGGACAGAUCUCGCUGCUCCCUUGCAGCUGCGGGCGUGAGGAGAAACUGCUCAUCCUUGAGGAUGCACGUGGCCAGGAAGAGCCUGGAAGUGAAGCUGAGAGCCCCGCCUGCACCAGUGAGGCGUUCCCAGGAGCGGCUGGAGCAGCGGGAAGCGUCGCCCCCUUCCUUGGAGAGCCUCCCCCGCUCUGGGAGCCCCAGCGGGAGCUGCCGGACUGCGGACGGGGAGGAUGCCUCAGACAGCGCCGGGAGCUCCUGCGGAUCUGCGGAUAUCAGCGGGGCCCGCUCGGCCCUGAGGAUGCACGUGGCCAAGAAGAGCCUGGAAGUCAAACUGGGAGCCCGGCCUGCUCCAGUGAGGAGCUCCCAGCAGCAGGUGGCACAGCAGGAAGGGUCCCGGAGCUGCCGGUGCUCGAUCCGCAGCUCCCGCAGCACCGCAGGGUGGCCGAAUGGGAACGCCCUGCGCUACAAGUCGGAGAAGAUCCUCCAGAGGCAACGGGAGUUGGAGUUCCCCCAUCUCCGGGGGGUUUCUCCAAGUAGGAUGAGGCCCCUGUUGGCAGCUCAGACACUUCUGAGGAUGCUCUGUUAUAAAUAAACCAGCAUUAUCCCCAAAGAA
Vidua macroura (Pin-tailed whydah) is the source of this 1201-nucleotide messenger RNA. RefSeq lists its product as uncharacterized. The record is from RefSeq and is a predicted model, not a curated record. The coding region runs from base 122 to 1180 and encodes 352 amino acids. The transcript has 2 exons. Lineage: Eukaryota; Metazoa; Chordata; Aves; Passeriformes; Viduidae.